CACAUCUUUGCUAUUUUAUUUUCAAAUAAUUAUUUUAUUCUAUUUUCUUUAAUAAUUCUUUAAUAAUAAUCCUCUUCUAUUUGUUUUACCUUUUUUCCCGUUAAAAAAUGGUUGGCGCCCUCUCUCGGUAUUUAUAGGCAUAUCUCAACAUUCUUGUUCUAUCUCAGAAUUCACAUUAUUAUUCAAUCGUUCUGUGGUUCAUGACAGUGACUUCGCACUGUCGUUUCUCUUUCAAAUUUUAAGCCCCCACUCACCAACUCUGUCAAUGUCAAGUGAACCCUUCUCUUUGUCAAAAUGAAGAAUAUUUUUUAUUUUAAUUCUAAAAUCUACUUAAGGCAAUGUCUGGCCUCAUAGCCACAUUUUCAAACAGACGUUCUUAAUUGGGUUUUCUGGACAAAUAAGAAUCUUCACCGGACAACCCUUCACCUCGUGGGAGGACUCCCUGAACCUGGAGCCCCCAAUAUCGCCGGCGAUGCUACAGUAAUUUAGCAUAGACACCACACCAUCAACCAACACCUGUAGGCCUGGUGGCCAGAACAUCCACGUCGCCAGAGCCCGUUGCAGAACAACAGCAAGACACCAAGAACCUGCAGACAGAUACCAAGUGCCAUCGAUAAGUAUAAUCUCUGAUCUGUAAAGUUUCGGCAAGGUCUUUUAAAUUAUUUUUUUUAAUACAUUAAUUAUGUCUUUUAUGAAAAAUAAACAUGAUUAGUUAAAUAUUAUUGUUUUAUUUGCUCCAUUCUGCAUUUUCAUUGUUCAUGUUUUUGAUUAGGACAAGGUGGACUCACAACUUGGGAGAUUGAGCUAGUCUAGGGUAGACGAUAGCUAUCAUAGUUGAUUGAAAUAUUAUUCUCGAAUAUUAUUUCAAUUAUCUGGGGUAGUUUGUCGCCUCACUUUUGGCGCCCAACUUGAAUUGUCUUACUCAGGGAUUUGAGCUGUGGAUUUGUAGUUCGGUAGCAAAUAAUAAAGCAUUAAUAAAUACUGUUUUAAUAUUAUAUUCAUGUUUUGCAGUACAUCUUAGUAUUUGCAAAUUUUUGAUACUUUUUGAGCAUUUUCUAUAUAUUUAACCAUUUUUCAAAUGUUUGGGGUAAAGAGUAUUACCAUUUUUAUAAUAUAUCUUAUAUUUCAGCAUAUUUAAUUUGCAUUUAAUACAUUGUUGCUUUUUUACAUAAUUUUUUUUCCUCAUUCUUAUAAUGGUACUUUUAUAGUGAGUUAAAUGGUCUGUUCUUUUUUUCAACUUAACCAGUUUUUGUGGAUAGUGUACUUUUAAUUCUUUCUUUGAUUUUUAUUAAAUUUUUUUUCUCUUCAACAUGAAACCUGCACAUCUUACCACAAAUGAAUUGACAUAUGAGCUUCACAUUAGAGAUGUCUCUGCUCCUGAUGAUAUUGAAGAAAAACGUACAGUUCUUACUGGUCUUCUUUCUCAGGAGACUAGUAGCCGCAGUUUUUCAGAUAUUUCGGUCCCUUUGUCUUUUGAGGUUGAUUAUAAACAAGCUUUAGCCUCUUAUACUGAACUUCAGAUUCUCAUAUCUGAAUUUACAGGAACAAAGUCUGAUAUUCUAUAUAAAACCUUCAAUUCUCGUCUCCAACAUUUGUCUGGUAGGAUUUCUCGUUUGCGGUCAUCUUCCGCAGAGGAAGAAAAGUUGAAGAAAGCUAUCCGCUUUAUUUUGUUAAAGUUAGAAGGUACUUUGUGUAACAUUGUAGAACAACCUGAUCUUCUAGACCAACCCAUGACAUCUACUAGAGUUAAUCUUAAUUGUUCGGAAUCUUCAAUAUCACCUUCCAAGCCUGUUCCCGUGUAUAAAUGGGGUAUCAAAAAAUUUUCUGGUAAACAACCUUUAAUCCCUUUUCUGGAACAGAUUGAAAUUUUUAAAUUUUCAAGGAACUGCACAGAUGAAGAUUUAUUUAUCUCUGCAUGUGAUUUGUUUGAAGGUGCUGCUUUUACUUGGUGGCAUAAUAAUUUCUCUCAAAAGAAAUUUCAUUCAUGGGCUGAUCUAGUUACUUCUUUAAAAGAAACUUAUUUACCUUAUAACUAUGAAAGAGAUUUAUGGGAACAAAUACGUUCCACAAAACAGUUUUCACGACAACCAGUUUCUGCAUAUAUUUCCCAUAUGGAAUCUUUGAUGCUCCGGUCGUCCAAAUCUAUUUCGGAUAUUGAAAAGGUGGAUGAAAUUAUCAAUGGUCUUCUUCCUGAAUAUGUUAAAGCUCUUGCUUUCCAAGAUGUUAAGUCAGUUGCUGAGCUUACAAAGUAUUGUAAGAAGUUUGAAUCUGCUUUGGCAAUUUCCUCACGCAGCAAAUUUUCUGUAGAAUCCCUUCGUUCAACCCCAACUUGUUGGAAUUGUGAUGUGAAAGGACACAAUUUCCAUGUCUGUAGAAAACCCAAGAGAACGUUUUGUUUCGGUUGUGGCUCGAAGGAUGUAACUAUUGCGGAAUGCAUGAGGUGCUCAAAAAACGACCAGCGAGGACACGCUUCGACAGACAGCAUGCCUCAAAGCAGUCAAACGUCUGUCCCAGGAACAUCGAGCAAAGGCAAGAAUAUUCCGGGAAAAACUUUUCAAAAAGGGUCGAACAAAAAUCUGUAAACAUUUCUAAACCACUUCCAUCUAAAUCUACUUCUACUUUUUCUUCAGUACAAUCUGAAAUUUUACCUUCUUCUAGUACUUCUGUUUCUUCUAGUGAUUUAUCUAAUUCAAAAGUACAUUUCAAUUCCGGUCCUUUAUUAGAUAUUCAUAAUAAUGAUAAUAGACCAUAUAUUUCUGUUUCUAUAGGUAAUGAAACAAUUUCUGCACUCCUUGAUAGUGGUAGUAAUGUCAGCAUAAUUGGUUCUCCUUCCUUAUUUUUACUUAAAAAGCUUAAUUUAAAUCUUAAUUAUGAUGUUUCAAUUCAACUCACUACUGCUGAUGGAAACAUACAGAGUACUUUAGGAUAUGUUUGGUUACCUGUUACUUUAUUGAAUAAAACUCAAUCACUUAAAGUGUUAGUAGUUCCUUCUAUUUCACAUAAAAUGAUAUUAGGUAUGGAUUUUAUUCAGUCGUUUCAACUCUCUUUGGACUUCUCUGAUUUUUCUUUUACGGCAACAAAUUUUUCUACUUGUGUAGUUAAUACUAUCAUUAGUUCUGAAAAUCUUUCUGAUAUUCAGCAAUCUCAACUUAAUUCUGUUGUUAAACUUUUUAAAGAAAUAGGUCCUACAGAUUCUAUUGGCAGA
Messenger RNA from Diabrotica virgifera virgifera (western corn rootworm), 3205 nucleotides. RefSeq lists its product as uncharacterized. Lineage: Eukaryota; Metazoa; Arthropoda; Insecta; Coleoptera; Chrysomelidae. The transcript has 2 exons. Bases 1311 to 2582 code for a protein of 423 amino acids. Gene Ontology annotation, molecular function: nucleic acid binding; zinc ion binding. The record is from RefSeq and is a predicted model, not a curated record.